AUGCUGCAGGAACUACCGGCUGAGAAAGGUGCUGAAGGAGUUCAGGCCAUCCUCGCCAACUUAGUGAAAGAAGGGACACCGGUUCCUGCCAUUUCACCUUUUAGUUCCUGGAAAAGCUCGAGUGCAGCGAUGCAGCGACUGUAUUCAUUAUCUCCACCGGGAACGUGCAACAAGCUAUGCAAUGAAGAGUAUGAUGCGUUCACAGCCCGGGCCGGCUGGGUACCCGGGGCGGCGACGGUAGCCCCGGGGAGAGGCGUGCCGGCCAGGCCUUUUCUGGUCGCGGUGAUUCCGGCUCCAGCGACCCCCGCCCCCGGCAGCCUGGCGGUUGUGUUUCCUGCGGGCGGGCACGCGGUGCACUUGUGGGUGUCGGUUAUUGAAAUUCGAGGAAUUGAGAUUGAUCUAUGUCCACUAGAUUCAGACAUUGUCUUGAAGGACUUUGGGAACGAGGAAGGUUUUACUGUCGUACCCACAGGAUGCCAGCCAUUGAUCUUUUCUCUUGUGGUCACUUUUUUUUUCUGUCUUUGUGAGGAGAAGUCAGAAGAGGAAAGGCUAGUGACCAGGUGUCUGACAAAUUAUUCUCAGGACCCAGUGACCUUUGAGGAUGUAGCUGUGGAAUUCACCCAGGAGGAGUGGAUUUUGCUGGAUCAAACUCAGAGAAGGCUGUGCAGAGAUGUGAUGCGGAACUACAAGAGUCUGGCUGCAAUAGAUUGGGAGAUUUGUCUUAAUACCAAAUGGUCAGCACCUCAGCAGAAUAUUUUGCAGGGGAAAACACCAAAUGUGGUAGAAAUGGAGAGAAGCCAUACUGGAGAGGAAUUGUUUAAUUUUAACCAUUGGGAAGAAGCCUUGAGUGAACACUCCUUUAAGAUUUACAUUACUCACAUUAGAAAGAAAACUUGUGAGUGCAACCAGUGUGUAAAAGCCUUCACAAAGAACUCUGCCCUUAAUCUAUACAACAAAACCCAUGAUGGAGAAAAGCCUCCUAAGUGUAAUCAGUGUGAAACAGUUUUUAGCCAAAAUCCACAUCUGUAUGAGAAAACUUAUACUCGAAAGAAACCCUAUAAAUGCACGGACUGUGGGAAAGGCAUUCCUUCUUCCUUACACCUUAGAGAAUGUGUAAGAAUUCAGAGUGGAGAAAGGCCACAUACCUUUAAGGAAUGUAGGAAAGCUUUUUCUCAUUCUACAGGCCUUUUUGAGUAUAUGCAAAUGAACAAGAGAAAAAAGUCCUACAAAUCUAAAGAAUGUGGGAAAACCUUUAUUUGAUCUUCUUGUCUUAUUCAUCAUUUAAGAGCUCAAAGUGAACUGGUGCCUAUGGAAUGUAAGAAAUUUGAGAAAGCCUUUCCUUGUUCCCCAAAUCUUGCUAAAUGUAUACGAUUUCCUAUGAGAGAGACACACUGUGUUUGCAAGGAGUGUAGUAAAGAGUUUACUUGUUUCCCAGAACUUAAUAUUCACAUGUGAGUUCACACUGGAGAAAAACCAUAUGAGUGUAGUAAAUGUGAGAAAACCUUCACCAGUUCUUCAGGUCUUAUAAAACGAACUCACACUGGAGAGAAGCCUUAUGAAUGUAAGGAAUAUGGGAAAGCCUUUAGUAACUCAUCUUGCUUUAAAAGUCACAUGCAAACCCCUUGAGUAAAACCCCAUAAUUGUAAGCAGUGUGGGAAAGCCUUAAGAAUUCACAGUAUAGAAAGAACUUUUGAAUAUAAGGAGUAUGGGAAGUCAUUUAGGUAUUCUUUGCACUUUAGUCAACAUAAACAUACUGGAGAGAAGCCAUGUAAAUGUAAAAAGGGUGGGAGAGCCUUCACUGUUUCAUCAGGCCUUACAGUACACAUGAGAACUCACACUGGUGGAUGACCUUUUGAAUGUAAGGGCUGUGGGAAAGCCAUUACCCGGUCCACAUACUUUAUUCAACAUUUAAGAACUCACAGUGGGGAAAAGCCAUAUAUAGAUGAGGAAUGUGGGAAAACCUUUACUACUACUUCAUACCUUAAAGAAUAUCAGAUUUCACUCUUGAGAGAAGCUUAUCCUUGCAAAGGAUAUGGGAAAGCCUUUAAUACUUUCUCUUAGAAAACACAUACUAAUUCAUAGUGAAGGUAACCUUAUUAAUGAGGAAUGUAGGAAGCCUUUAGCUCUGCCUUAUACUUUACUACUCAGCUCUGAUUUCACAGGUAUGAAAAAUCUUAUAAAUGUAAAAAGUGUAGGAUUUUUUUUUAAUUCUUAUCCCCCACUUUGGGAAAACAUGAGAGCACACAUUAGGAGAGAUCCCAUGAGUGAAAGGGAUAUAGGAAAGCCUUUGAUUAUUCUUUGUUAUUAGGAAACAUAAUUCACACUGGAGAGGAACUGUAAAUUAUAAAUCUAGGGAAGAUGGAAAAGACUAUGUUAAUUUAUGUUACAUGUAAUAAAUCACAUUGGAGAAAUUCUGUGUGAAUGUAAAAACAGUGCUUUCAGUAAAUAUCUUACAUAUUUUUUUUAAAAAUUGUGAAGUUCUA
Molecule: messenger RNA, 2483 nt
Organism: Callorhinus ursinus (northern fur seal)
Lineage: Eukaryota; Metazoa; Chordata; Mammalia; Carnivora; Otariidae
Gene: ZNF559
Product: zinc finger protein 559
Biological process (GO): regulation of DNA-templated transcription
Molecular function (GO): RNA polymerase II cis-regulatory region sequence-specific DNA binding; DNA-binding transcription factor activity, RNA polymerase II-specific
Source: RefSeq, a predicted model, not a curated record